Messenger RNA from Ornithorhynchus anatinus (platypus), 1866 nucleotides. It is a transcript of the gene ZNF467, whose product is annotated as zinc finger protein 467. The coding region runs from base 60 to 1658 and encodes 532 amino acids. The record is from RefSeq and is a predicted model, not a curated record. The transcript has 3 exons. NCBI's taxonomy places the organism in Eukaryota, Metazoa, Chordata, Mammalia, Monotremata, Ornithorhynchidae. Gene Ontology annotation, molecular function: DNA-binding transcription factor activity, RNA polymerase II-specific; RNA polymerase II cis-regulatory region sequence-specific DNA binding. Gene Ontology annotation, biological process: regulation of DNA-templated transcription.
GGGGCCUGCCCGCCUGCCCGCCGCCCUCCUGCCAGGAUACCCCACGGGUGCCUUUGGAGAUGGCUGAUCAGACGGAGCCCCGAGAAGAGCCUUGGGCCCAGGACCAGGUGCCGCCUGUCGAAGAAAGAGCCCCAGACAAUGGCUCAGGAGACGAAUGGAUGAUCCGGAAGGUGAAGGUGGAAGAGGAGCAGGAGGAAGGGGCGGAGGAGGAGGAGUGGUCCCGGCACCUCCCGCAGCUCUUGCCGGCUCCGGACCUGGGGACCCUGGCGGCCACCCCUUGCAAGCUGGAGCCCGGCGGGCUGGGGCCCCUGGCCGGGCUGGCCCUGCCGCCCUGGCCCCCGGCCGGGGAGAAGCCCUUCGGCUGCGGCGAGUGCGAGCGGCGCUUCCGGGACCAGUUCACCCUGCGGCUGCACCAGCGGCUGCACCGGGGGGAGGGCCCGUGCGCCUGCCCCGACUGCGGCCGCAGCUUCGGCCAGCGGGCCCACCUGCUCGCCCACCAGCGCAGCCACCGGGGCGAGCGGCCCUUCCCCUGCCCCGAGUGCGGGAAGCGCUUCAGCAAGAAGGCCCACCUGGUGCGGCACCAGCGGACGCACACCGGCGAGCGGCCCUACCCCUGCCCGGACUGCGGCAAGCGCUUCAGCCAGAAGAUCCACCUGGGCUCCCACCAGAAGACCCACACGGGCGAGCGGCCCUUCCCCUGCCCCGAGUGCGAGAAGCGCUUCCGCAAGAAGACCCACCUGAUCCGCCACCAGCGCAUCCACACGGGCGAGCGGCCCUACCAGUGCGCCCAGUGCGGCCGCAGCUUCACCCACAAGCAGCACCUGGUGCGGCACCAGCGGGUGCACGCCGCCGCCGCCCCCGCCGCGCCCGGGGACCCCGCGCCCUCGCCCGCCCCCUCCCCGCCGGGGCCCAAGCCCUUCGCCUGCGCCGACUGCGGCAAGCGGUUCGGCUGGAAGAAGAACCUGGCCUCCCACCAGCGGCUGCACCGCGAAGGCCGCCCCUUCCAGUGCGCCGAGUGCGGGCGCGGCUUCGGCGACAAACGCCACCUGGCCGCCCACCUGCGCACCCACGCCGGCGUCAAGCCCUUCGCCUGCCCGCACUGCGGCAAGGGCUUCAGCCACAAGCCCAACCUGACCACCCACCAGCGCACCCACACGGGCGAGCGCCCCUUCGCCUGCCCGGACUGCGGGCGCGGCUUCACCCACAGCCAGCACCUGGUCCGGCACCGGCGGGUGCACACCGGCGAGCGGCCCUUCGCCUGCGCCCAGUGCGGCCGCCGCUUCAGCUCCCGGCCCAACCUCAUCGCCCACACCAAGGCCCACAGCGGGGCCCGGCCCUUCGCCUGCCCGCAGUGCGGCCGCGGCUUCAGCCGGAAGUCCCACCUGGGCCGGCACCAGGCGGUGCACACCGGCACCCGGCCCUACGGCUGCGCCAUCUGUGGCAAGAACUUCGGCUCCAAGACCAACCUCGUGCGCCACCAGGCCGUGCACACGGGCUCCCGGCCCUUCCCCUGCCCCCAGUGCGGCAAGAGCUUCAGCCGCAAGACCCACCUGGCCCGGCACCAGCGCACCCACGGGACCACCCUGGAGGGCCUCGCCCCCGAGCUCCCCGCCUGGCCCGCCCCGGCCCUGCCCCCUCCGCCGGCCCUCUUCCUCUGAGCCCGCCGGGCCGUCUCGUCCCGUUCCAACGCCCUGACCCCGUCCGAGCCGUGACGGCCUCCUCGUGCCCCCCUCUUGCCGGCGCCCCCUCCGGCCGCCCUCCGACCCCACCCCGGGGCCCCCUCCUCCCUGUUUCGUGCCCCGCGUCCUCCGCCCUCGUCUCCUCUGCGGAGUGUGCUGGGAGCCGGAUGAGGUGGAGGGGAGAGGG